GCUGGCAUGCAAGCCAUUUUUGAGAUUAAGAAGUGUUUCCCAAAUGUGCAUAAACCCAGACCGUUUGGAGAAGUGAGACAGUAUUACAUUGCCGCUGAGGAAAUCAUUUGGGAUUAUGGGCCAACGGGGAUAAACCAGUAUUCAGGGAAGAAACUAGCUGAUGACAGUGUAUCUGACACUUUCUUUGAAAACCGCAAUGAUCGCAUUGGGGGCAAAUACAAGAAGGUCCAGUAUGUGGAAUAUACUGACGACACAUUCUCCAAACGCAAAGAGAGGACCCCUGAGGAGCAGCAUCUGGGAAUUCUGGGUCCAAUCAUCAGAGCAGAGGAAGAGGACACAAUUAAAGUAACAUUUAGAAAUAAAGCAAGCAGGCCCUACAGUAUCCAACCUCACGGAGUGCAAUAUAACAUAGAAAUGGAUGGAACUCUCUACCACAACGUCCUGGAAGAGUCAUACACUGCCAAGAAGCUUCGUGAACUCAAGAAAGAAGCAAGAGUGGUCGAGCCACUUCCUGCUGCAUUGGUCCGACCUGACACCACCUACCAGUAUGAGUGGCUGGUUCCUAAGGAUGGAGGACCGACCGAAAAAGAUCCAGACUGCAUCACCUACAUGUACUACUCAGCGGUGGAUCCCAUUAGAGACACCAACUCUGGGCUGGUUGGACCUCUUCUGAUCUGCAAGCCCAAAACCAUCAAAUCAGGAAAGCAGAAAAACGUGGACAAAGAGUUCCACCUUCUUGCAACUGUGUUUGACGAGAACCUGAGCUGGUAUUUGGAUGACAACAUCAACAGAUUCGCAAAACAGCCUAAAUCUGUAAAUAGAGAAGAUGAAGAUUUUCAAGAGUCCAAUAAAAUGCACUCGCUCAACGGAUACAUGUAUGGGAAUCUGAAAGGCUUGAGUAUGUGUAAAGGUGAUAAGGUGUCCUGGCAUCUGUCCGGACUAGGAUCAGAGGUUGACAUCCAUGGACUUUACUUUGAGGGCAACAGGUUCCUCUACAAAGACACCAGGAGAGACACUAUCAACGUGUUUCCUCAUAUCUCUCACACUGUCAUUAUGGAGCCUGAUAGCAUGGGACAGUUUGAGGUGGGAUGUAAAACC
Sinocyclocheilus rhinocerous is the source of this 1098-nucleotide messenger RNA. Its product is annotated as ceruloplasmin-like. Lineage: Eukaryota; Metazoa; Chordata; Actinopteri; Cypriniformes; Cyprinidae. The annotation marks the transcript as partial. The record is from RefSeq and is a predicted model, not a curated record. Gene Ontology annotation, molecular function: copper ion binding. The transcript is spliced from 8 exons.